AUGGAAAAUGAGGGAAGAAAAUGUUGUUCAAAGCACGCACGAUCAUGUGGAGAACCUCCAAACAAGAAACUUUGUCCUCAACCAUCUGGAAAGCCGUCCAAGUUUUCCAUCCCGUUCAACGGUACAACAGAACCAAAGGAGAACACUAGACCACCAAAACGGACGGCACCGCAGGACAAUUUAUCCGCCCAAGUGUACAUGGUACAUCCAUACAAACUCUAUUGA
Messenger RNA from Caenorhabditis remanei, 225 nucleotides. RefSeq lists its product as uncharacterized. The transcript has 2 exons. The coding region runs from base 1 to 225 and encodes 74 amino acids. Lineage: Eukaryota; Metazoa; Nematoda; Chromadorea; Rhabditida; Rhabditidae. The record is from RefSeq and is a predicted model, not a curated record.